Danio aesculapii is the source of this 2026-nucleotide messenger RNA. RefSeq names its product gastrula zinc finger protein XlCGF17.1-like. The transcript has 2 exons. NCBI's taxonomy places the organism in Eukaryota, Metazoa, Chordata, Actinopteri, Cypriniformes, Danionidae. Gene Ontology annotation, molecular function: DNA-binding transcription activator activity, RNA polymerase II-specific; RNA polymerase II cis-regulatory region sequence-specific DNA binding. Gene Ontology annotation, biological process: regulation of transcription by RNA polymerase II. Bases 61 to 1176 code for a protein of 371 amino acids. Gene Ontology annotation, cellular component: nucleus. The record is from RefSeq and is a predicted model, not a curated record.
UGAAGCUCUGCCACCAUCAGUGAAAGACAAAGACAGAGUUUAUUGAAGGACAGUGAGAAGAUGAGUGAUCCAGAACCCUGCAGAAUUAAACAGGAAGAGACUGAAGAACUAAUAGAUGUGGUGGUGAAAGAGGAGAGUGAAGAACUGAGUGGAGAUGAGGAGAAACAUCAUGUCAAGAGUGAAGAAGAAACUCACGUAAACACUGAAGAUGAUGUUUCAAUGGAAACAACAGCCCAAAAAUGUUUCACCUGCACUCAGUGUGGAACGAUUUUAAGCUCUAGAUGCCAUCUCAAGCGUCACCUGCUGAUCCACACAGGAGAGAGACCACACAAAUGUGAUCAGUGCAGCAAAACGUAUUUGAGGUCUUCAGAGCUGAAGAGACAUCUUAGCGUUCAUACAAGCGAAAGGCCUUAUUCAUGUUCAGAAUGUGGAAAGAGUUUUAGACAUCAGACACAUUUAAAAGACCAUCAGAAGCUCCACACUGCUGUGAGAAAGUUUGUCUGCUCUGAGUGUAAGAAGACGUUUACUACAGCUGAAUACUUAAAACGGCAUGAGAGGAUUCACAUUGGAGAGAAACCUUUUGAGUGUUCACACUGCAACAAGAGAUUCAGACUGGCUAGUCUCCUUAAAUUUCACAAAAUGACUCACACUGGAGAGAGACCGUUCACAUGUACUCAGUGUGGGAAGAGUUUCACACAGUUAUCACACCUCAAGGAACACAUGCUGGUCCACACUGGAGAGAGACCACACAAAUGUGAUCAGUGCGACAAAGCAUUUUUCAGGUCUUCAGAGCUGAAGAAACAUCUUAGAGUUCAUACAAACGAGAGGCCAUAUUUAUGUUCAGAGUGUGGGAAGAGUUUUACACUUAAGUCCCAUUUAAAUGGCCAUCAGAAGAUCCACACUGGUGUGAGAGAGUUUGUCUGCUCUGAGUGUGGGAAGACUUUUAAACGAGUUUCAGACUUGAGACGACACCAGAAGAUUCACACUGGAGUGAAAGCGUACGUGUGUUCACACUGCGACAAAGCAUUCAGAGAUUCAGGAUACCUGAAAACACAUGAGAGGACUCACACUGGAGAGAAACCGUACACCUGUGCUCAGUGUGGGAAGAGUUUCGCACAGUUCGCUCACCUUAAUAGACAUGUGCUGAUGCACACUGGAGGGAAAAGUCAUGAAUAAACAACAUUUUUUAAGGCUUCAGAGCUGAAGAGACAUCUUAGAGUUCAUACAAAGGAGAAGUUUUAUUCAGGCUCUUUAAGAGAGAGUCGUACACCUCAAUGAAAUUUCCUUUCCUGAAAACUCUAUUCACAAACACCAGAUUUCACAGUUAAACAGCCUUCAUCUAUGUCCAGACUCGGUCCUGGAGGGCAGGGGUCCUGCACAGUUUAGUUCCAACCACAAUCAGACACACCUGGGCUAGCCAAUCCAGCUCUUACUAGGCUUUAUAGAAACAUCCUUGCAGGUGUGUUGAGGCAAGUUGGAGCUAAAGUCUGCAGUACACCGGCCCUCCAGGACCGAGUUUGGACACCCCUGAUCUAAAGGUUAUCAUCAGCUUCAUUGUGUGAUUCAGAUCAGCUCAUUGAUGGAGUUCCUCACCAAACAACAUCAUCUGAAGCUUUUAUUAUUGUCCAUUAUUUUGUCUCCUGAUAAGUUUCAUAUAAUUAGGCACAACAUCUAAAUUCAGGUGUUUUAUUUGUGUAAUUCUCAUAUGAAUGUUCACUGCCUGUAAAUCUCUAUAUUUUCAGGCUGUUGAUCUUUUAUUGAGCUUUUCAACAAAGCUGUACACUAGAUGAUAUAUGAUUCUUUUGAUUGUCAUUCAUUUCAAUAGUUUUGUUUAAUUGUGCAUUGUUUUAUAAAAAAUAAUUCCAUAAUCUUAUAUUUUAGUAAAAACUAAUUUUAGUUACUUCAGGAAUCGUUUAUUUUAGACAUAUGCCUGUCAGCCAUCAAGCAUGCGCCUUUACUUUUGCUUAUUAAGGGUGCUGUAUGUACGUUUUGGACUCUUCUAAAGCAUAAAAACACCAUAAUAUGU